Silurus meridionalis is the source of this 6027-nucleotide messenger RNA. It is a transcript of the gene itga3a, whose product is annotated as integrin, alpha 3a. Gene Ontology annotation, molecular function: integrin binding. Gene Ontology annotation, biological process: cell-matrix adhesion; integrin-mediated signaling pathway; leukocyte migration. The transcript is spliced from 25 exons. Lineage: Eukaryota; Metazoa; Chordata; Actinopteri; Siluriformes; Siluridae. Gene Ontology annotation, cellular component: integrin complex; external side of plasma membrane. The coding region runs from base 103 to 3312 and encodes 1069 amino acids. The record is from RefSeq and is a predicted model, not a curated record.
CUCUUUAACUGUACUUAGACUUGGACAUUUACCGGCUCGAGCGUGUCAGCAGCACCACUAGAAGAAGGCUCCCCAGGCACUUGGGGUUUUCUUAACGCGAAGAUGGGCAGCGAAAUGACGUCACAACUCGGGAUGCUCCGGACUGCGCUGUGUGUGCUCGUGUUCUCCAGUGCGUGUGCCGCUUUGAACCUGGACACACGCUUUGCCGUGGUUAAGGAGGGACGCACACCCGGAAGCCUGUUCGGACUCUCAGUAGCGAUGCACCGGCAAACCGUGGGGCGCGCGCGUUACCUGCUGCUGGUUGGUGCACCAAAAGAGAAAGCAGAGCCGACGUUACAGGCUAAUCAAACAGGAGAUAUGUAUGCUUGCCCAAUCACUACAGACCCUACAGACUGCAUAAGGACAAACCUUAUCAGCUCAGACAAUGUGGACGCAGAAGACAUUAUAGAGGGAAUGUGGCUUGGCGUGUCAGUGGUCAGUCAAGGUUUGCAGGAAGGGAGAGUGAUGGCCUGUGGUCAUCGCUACAGCAGGAGCAUGGACAAUGGCGCGAACCUGCGGAUGAUCGGAAAGUGUUAUAUCCGGGGGAACGAUCUGAGCUACGACGACACAAACGAUAGCCAAUGGCAGUACCGCCAGGAGGUGUGUAGUCCUAAUGGAAACCAAUUAAUGGAGGGGAUGUGUAAUAUGGGCAUCUCAGCCACCAUGACAGAAACUGAGGUGAUCGCCGGAGCUCCGGGCUGCUACAACUGGCAAGGUAAUUCAUAUGUGGUUUAUAGGAACCCAGAUGACUCGUUCGAUACGCAGAUUAUCAAACUUCAAGACAUGGAAAUCGGAAACAUUUACAUUGGUUACUCUGUGGGUAAAGACAAGGGAAUAUUAAGCAAAGCCGAAGACACAGUUGUGGCUGGAGCACCAAGGUACCAAAGUAAAGGCUCAGUGAUGCUAAUGAAGGUCAUCACGAUUGGCGGUGGCAUUAGAGAGCUGAAGGAUUUGAAUUUAACGCUGGAGGGCGAACAGGUCGGCUCGUACUUCGGAAACAGCAUCGCUAUCGUCGACAUCAAUAAUGACGGAUGGAAGGAGCUGAUUGUUGGAGCGCCAUUUUAUUUUAACCGCAGAAAAGAGGAGGGUGGGGCUGUGUAUGUGUUCAUGAAUGAAAAUGGCUCAUUCAAGCCAAAAACUGAUCUGAUAUUCACCGGUCCAAGAGACUCAGGGUUUGGCAUGGCUGUGGCUUCCAUUGGGGAUGUCAACCAGGAUGGUUUUCAGGAUUUUGCGGUCGGAGCUCCAUAUCACGGCUCAGGCAGGGUGUGUGUGUGGAUUGGGGGAAAAGAUGGAGUUUCACCCAAACCCAGUCAGGUGAUUGAGGGGAAGGACGUGAGUAACGGUGGCUUCAAGACGUUCGGAUACUCCAUCAGCGGUGGUCUGGAUGUAGACGAUAAUAAAUAUCCUGAUAUUGUUGUCGGCUCUCUGGACGAUCGAGUGGCUUUAAUCAGAUCUCGGCCUGUCAUUCACCUGAAAUAUGAUUUCACCGUGACACCUUCAAUCAUCGACCCAAAUAGCUGUGAGUCCUGCAUUGCGGUCACAGUGUGUUUCUCCUACACACUCAGCACAGGAGGGCUAAAUUUUAAAGGCGACAUUACUAUGAAAUACACAGUGGAGGCUGAUGUCCAGCAGCGCUCGUCCCAAACCCGCGUCCGCUUUAUUGCCAGUGACAAAGACGUGUACAGUGGGUUAUUAUCGAUGCCGACACAGCAUUGUGAGACACAGAGACUUAAAGUGAUAAAGCCCUUACUUAAUAAGGUGAAUCCGGUGGUGUUCUCGCUGAACGCAUCAAUCCUUGAGCCUCAGAUUUCCAACGAUCAGCUGCAGCUACAGGACCUGAACUUGUUUCCUGUGCUCAGUCAUGAGCAAACCCUCACCAAAAGAACAGAGAUUAACUUUCAGAAAGCGUGCGGAGAGGAUAAUCAAUGCGAGAGUAACCUGCAGAUGACCGCCACGUUUGCCAAAAGCCAGCAUGACAUCCUUCCUGUUGAGGAUGGUAAACAGGUCCUGCAGUAUGACUCUGACAUUAAGAAACUGGUGCUUCUUGUUAACGUGACAAACCUUCCAACACCGACGCGAUUAGCUGAAGAUGCUCAUAACACAGAAUUGAACGUCUCAAUUUCCUCCUCGCUCAGAUACUCCUCCGUCAGAUCUGAGACUAAUAUACUAGUAAAUUGUGCUCCUGUAGACAAUUUCAUUCUGUGCAAAUUGGGAAACCCAUUAGCUGCGAAUCAGAGGGUCGUCUUUGCAAUCACCUUCGAGAUGACAUCCAUCACGCUCGACACGCAAGAAAUCUCUGCAACACUUCAGCUCUCUACACUGAGCAUACAAAACGACUUAAUGCCGCUGACCAAAGUGCUGCUCGUGGACUACACAUUAAAGACCACACUUCAAGUUAUUCCUUCUCGGGUACAAACGGAGUUCAGUGGCCAUGUUGUUGGCGACACUGCUAUAAAAAGCACCAGCGAAAUCGGGAGUCCAGUGGAGUUCAAUUUUACAGUGCGAGAUAUACCAGUCCGGAGCCAUAGCGUAUUUUACAUCGACUUUAACUGGCCAAUGGAGGUGGCAAACGGAAAGUGGCUUCUGUACAUUGAGAAAAUUAUAAUGACUGGAACUUCAAUGUCCACGUGUGUGCCACCAGGUGAAAUAGUCAAUCCAAGGAAUUACGAGGUGGCGAAAGAUAGAAAGAGCAGUCGGAGAAAGAGAGAUGAACAGUCUGUCGCUCCCUUAGAAGCUCUGUCUGCUGUCAACCUGAAGAGCGCCCGCAGAAAAAUUGACCAUCUGAAUUGUACAUCAGGUACUGCGAAAUGUACGUCCUUCAGCUGCUUCUUGAACAACGCUACGGACAUGGCGGCGGUGACGGUGCAGGCGAGGCUAUGGAAUGCCACUAUGUUGGAGGAUUACAACAAAGCCUCGCAGAUUUUCAUCAUUGGAGAGGCAACACUUAAACUGAAGACAGACCGAGCAAGCAUCCGUCUGGGCAAUCAAACCAGUCACGUGACUUUCUCUGUGGAGGUGACUCCGGUGCUGAGUGAUAAGGUUGUGGAUAAAGUGCCCCUGUGGAUCAUUAUAGUCUCCGCGCUAGCCGGAGUUCUUCUGCUCGCCUUCAUCGUUCUGCUUCUGUGGAAGUGCGGGUUCUUCAGGCGGGCGCUUUAUUUCCGGACAAUGGCCAAAUACCAUGGAGUGAGGAUGUGUCGAGAGCAGCGCACCCUAAUUGAGAAUGGCAAUAAAAAGAAGCACUGGAUUACAAACUGGAAUGACACACCGCAAUGAGUCCACACACACACACACACACACACACACACAGUGCAUUUUUGAGGUGACAUAUCCACACAGUAUUAUUUAGCCCAAUGAGAGACACGAUGACCAUUCAAGAUUCCAAAAUAUUUAAUUUUAUAUUCGCAUUAUGCAAACUGCCUGACUAGAUCCAUACAUUUAAAGAUGCACACUCUCUAGAAUAGAAUUGAAUAGCCUUUAUUUGUCACAUAUACAUUACAGCACAGUAAAAUUCUUUCUUCGCAUAUCCCAGCUUGUUUGGAAGUUGGGGUCCGAGCACAGGGUCAGACAUGGUACGGUGCCUCUAGAGCACAGAGGGUAAAGGGCCUUGCUCAAGGGCCCAAGAGUGGCAGCUUUCGAUCAGUAACCCAGCGCCUCAACCACUGAGCUACCGCUGCCCCCCUAGUCACACACUCCAUAUGUUUAUUGUUUUUUUCAUCCCAAACAGGUUAGCAAGUGUGGCAUAUGAAAGGGUAUGUAGACUGUUAUCUGUAAAUAAAGUGUCAAAAUAUACACUAGGCCAAGGAGGCAGUCAUCUAGAAGGCAGUUAUGAGAUAUGAACUGGAGAUUUAAAGUCAGAAUUGGUAAAAAAGAUUCAUUAGAGUGUCUGUUUGAUUUGUAUAGUUCGAUAUAUUUGUAUAUUACACACAAAUGCACAUCCUAAAUAAAUAAAUGUGCGUUGACUGUGGAGAGUGUGCAUUCACACCUCAGCUGAUGGGAGCUGUGUUACUGUACGAGUGUGCGUGGGUGUGUAAGGAUAAAAAAAUUUGCGUCAACGCAGUCCUUGAUAGAUGAUGUGAGUUCUGCGUUUGCACAUACCGGGCCCUAUUCAGAGUUUUAAAAGUUACAUCUAUGUUUGAAAAGAGGUUAGUUAUGAGUCCAUUUUUUGUUUUAGAUAAUGCAAAAGUGUGCAGUUCACACUUUUUUUUCUGGGUUUCUGGGUUAAAAACAGCGAGAUCAGCAUUUGCCUUUAAAAUAAAGUAGAAAAUGCGGACAGAAAUAUAUAUAUAUAUAUAUAUAUAUAUAUAUAUAUAUAUAUAUAUAUAUAUAUAUAUAUAUAUAUAUAUAUAUAUAUAUAUAUAUUAAACUAAUAUUCUAUGAAUCACAAGAUGUCCUGCAUUAGUUCUUACAUUUUUCUUUCACAAAUUGUCCAAUAGUUAUUAGUUAUUAUAUAUAUAUGGUUUCUAUCGUUAUUAUUGGAAAGCUUUCAAUUCCAUUUCCAUACAAUAAAUUGACAGAACUUUGUGGACACCUAAACAUUGGUAAAGAUUGGUAUGUGUUUUUUAAACAUCCCAUUCCACAUCUAGUACCCAUUUGCUGUUAGAAUCACCAUCACUUUUCUGAUGAUGUUCUACUAGAUUUUUGGAAUGUACUUGUGGUGAUUUGUGCUCCUUCAGCCACAAAGUCAGGUAUUGAUGUAGGUAAGGUGAGGGAGCCUGGGGUGCAGUCAGCGUUUCAAUUCAUCCCAUAGUUGUUUAGUAGGACGUUAGAGCUUUAUACCAGAAGAUCUUCCACUCCAACCCAUGUAGAGCAUGUCUUCAAAAAGUUGGUUUUGUACACAGGCCCAUUGUCAUUCUGAAACAGGUUUGGGCCUCCUAGUUUAAGUAAAGGGAAAAUUGAAUGCUGCCACACAUUCAGAAACAUCCUAUGAAAUUGUGUGCUUUUAACGUUGUGCUAACAGUUUGUGGAAGAAGCAUGUCUUGCUAGAAAAUAAAGGUGUCCAAAUUCUUUUGUCCAUAUAGUGUAUAAUGUUAACUUAUCAUGUCUUACCUCGAUUGUUUUAUUUUAGAACUGUUUGUUAGAAACAUUGUACAACAUUUAUAGUAAUGUAAAAAAAAAAAUUAGUCUUUCGUGAGUAGGACAUGAAAGUAGAAUUAACCAACAAUAAUGCGCUCCAGUCAGAGUGAUCGAGGUGGAAUCACCUACUACAACACCUACAGGAGCGUCAGCCUGCUAGCUUAAGUAAGUGUAAUAAAUGUAUGACUGGUUUGUAGUCGGACAGAAAAACAAAUGUUUCUAACUAAAUUGCCUGCUGACCGAAGAGCAAACAGUAGCUGGUUUUGCCAAGGGUCUAGCACACUCAAAUUCUGAGGGUGUCAAGUGAAUAUUAUUCCGGGUAUCCAGGUUCCAAAAUGACCUGCUUUCUAAAAGUGGUCAAAUAAAAAGCAACACGGUCCAGGUUUGCAGUAAAACUAUAUGCAGUAAGACCAAAAGCAUUUAUUAUGUGCCAUAUUCCAGGUAGUUUUUUGUUUGAAAAUUAUUUAACACACUUCUUUACGGUAGAAUUCUGUGUGUUUGUCUGAAAUGUCUUUGUGGGGUUUUUUUUAAUACUCUAAAUGCAUAAAACAUGUUAGUUUACACAUAAACAGAUCAAUAUUUCGUACAGCCUGUGCACUCUAUUUACUGCCAAAACAGAAUGUUGUAACCUUUGUUUGUUUGUUUGUUUGUUUUUUUCCAGUUAAAAAAAUGUAUGCUGUUAAAUAUUCUUAAAUCGACAAAUCACUUUUCUAUUUGACUUGAAAAAAAAAUUUCACUGUUUUGUAUUAUGAUUUAUUUUUAUAUUUAAGAUUGUUUGUAAAUGACAGUUUAAGCAUUUGUACAUUUGUGGCAAUUGUGAAGUUUUUAUUUAGAUGUUUGCCUUAAUUUGAAAAUCUUUUUAUUUUAUUAUUUGUUUUUGUGAAGAGUUGACAGUAAAGACCAAAGAAAUGUAAA